Molecule: messenger RNA, 1659 nt
Organism: Dendrobium catenatum
Lineage: Eukaryota; Viridiplantae; Streptophyta; Magnoliopsida; Asparagales; Orchidaceae
Product: MADS-box transcription factor 50
Exons: 14
Coding region: 458-1288 (276 amino acids)
Biological process (GO): regulation of DNA-templated transcription
Cellular component (GO): nucleus
Molecular function (GO): DNA-binding transcription factor activity
Source: RefSeq, a predicted model, not a curated record
UCUUUAAUGGGCAUCUUUUGGCCAGAGCAGAGAGGGGAUGAUUCUUCUCAUUUUCUUAGGGCUUCUUUUUUUAGCUUAAACCGGAAUGAUCGGGUCAAGCUAUUACUAAUGGGAAAAGGGAAGGGGAAACAGCUGUCCUCUUGUUUCCGCCGCCGGCGUUGCCGAACCUAGUUCGCCAUUUCAGGUAAUACUCGAAGAGCCGGCAUGUGACCUUUUCCAAGCGGAGGAACGGUUUGCUCAAGAAGGCGUUCGAGCUCUCCGUUCUUUGUGAUACAGAGGCCGGCGUCAUCAUCUUCUCCCAACAGGGGAAGGUGCAUGAGUUUGCCAAUUCCAGAUUCCUGGUGAAUAUUUUGAUAUGAUCUGUUUGAAGUGCAGCACUGGAAGCAGGAAGCAACUCUAAAUGCAAAGAAGUUUGAAUUCCUUGAAGCUUCCAAUCGACUAAUGUUUCAGUGAACUGAUGGGCGAAAACCUGGAGUCCCUCUCAUUGGAAGAUCUGAAUAAGUUAGAAGGUCAGCUUGAACAAGACCUAGGCAACAUUAGAGGAAUAAAGAUUCGCUUGCUAUCAGGGCAGGUAACACACCUUAAAGAAAAGACGAGGGUGUUGUCAGAGGAAAAUGAAUUGGUACAGAAUCAAUGCAAGGAGACCCAGCAAAUCUUAGAUUCCACACGGUUGGUGGCUCUCUAUGAUAACAAUAAUCAGCACAAAGAAGCAGAAACCGACCUGUACAUUGGAUGUUUUGGGGAAGAUGAAAGAUCUAGCAAUGGCAGAAAGGGUGACCUUCUACAAUCUGAAAUAUCCAAUAACAAAGGUCUGCAGCUCUGCUUUGCCAAUAACAGCAUGCAAAAUGUCAUCGAGCGAUAUAAAAUGAACCUGGUAGACUUGAGCAGCACUAGCAGUGCAACUGAGCAAAAUAUUCAGCGUUGGAAGCAGGAAGCAGCUCUAAAUGCGAUGAAGAUUGACUUCCUUGAAGCUUCCAAUCGUAAGCUGAUGGGCGAAAACCUGGAAUCCUGCUCAUUGGAAGAUCUGAACAAGUUCGAGUGUCAGUUUGAGCAAGGCCUAGUCAAUAUUAGAGGAAUAAAGUCUCGGUUGCUAUCCCGGCAGGUAACACAACUUGAAGAGAAGACGAGGGUGUUGUCAGAGGAAAAUGAAUUGCUACAGAAUCAAUGCAAGGAGACCCAGCUAAUCUUAGAUUCCACCCGGUUGGUGGCUCUCGAAGACAACAAUAAUCAGCACAAGGAUGUAGAAACCGACCUGUACAUUGGAUGUCCGGGAAAAAAAAAGAUCUAAUACUGCCAGAGAGGGUGACCAUCUACAGUCUCAAAUAUUCAAUAACAAAGGUUUUCUUCUUAAAAUAACUCCACCAAUUCUCUAUAAUAAUUGGAUGUCCGAACAGAAUAAUAGAUGAUGUAGUUAUGUUUACAUAAUCUUCUAUUCAUCGAAGUUGCAUAAAGCUGGUUUAUUUUGUUUAGCCUGAAUCGUCUACGAACUUAACUUGACGAUAAACGUUAAAGGCAUUUUAUACAUUGUACUUUGCUUUCUGCUGGCACAGUCUAGACAGAAUUGAGUUUCUGGAGAUGAUAAUUAAUGUAUAUAUACAGAGAACUGGUCUUGUUGCGUGUGCUUUAGAUAUGAAAAGAAAUGGUCUUUGCCUCUGAUAA